This is a messenger RNA of Ambispora gerdemannii, 759 nucleotides long. The record is from the annotation of a GenBank genome assembly. NCBI's taxonomy places the organism in Eukaryota, Fungi, Glomeromycota, Glomeromycetes, Archaeosporales, Ambisporaceae.
AUGGAAAUCAGGUCCAGCAAAAAAUCUUAUGAAGAUGAUAAAGAAGAGAAAGAAUCUGGUGUUCUGAAAAGACUCAUCAAAGAAUUGUCUGACAAUAUUCCUGAAACCUUUAAAGAGAAAGAUAAUGAAAAUUCCAGUGAUAAAUCUCAACCUCAUAAUUUUUUAUAUCUCUUUACUUUAAAAAAUCAAUGUAAGGAACUUAAACAAACUCAUAAUAGUGGUGCGUCUAGUGCAAUUCUCAAUAGUGAGCUUCGUGAUCAGAUUCCUAAAAAAUUACAAAGGAGACUUUUCGUAAAAGAACUGAAAAAGCCCGGAAAAUUUAUGUUUUUUGAUGCAGUUGAGGGCGAUAAACUGUCACCUGUGGAUGACGCUAAAGAACACUUCGACAAGCCUGCAAAAAAGCAUAUUCACGUUAUUGUCGAACUGCCUGCUUCAUUCGGUGAGUUUGUAAGAGAUUCUCAUGAAGAAAAUAAAGAGUUGGAAAGCACCAAGUCGAGAUGUUGCAGUUCAAGUGUUAAGUGGACUCUAAGAGACAGUUCCAAAGCCAAUUUGGAGAAUACAUCAACUAUCAUUCCGGCUGCCAAACGUGUCAAGUUGGAUACUUUGUUACCUAAUAAAAUCAUAGGUGAAGAAGAUGAUAUUGCUCGGAUGGAAGAUGUAUAUGAUGUUAUGUCAAAGGAGGAAAUCUGGCGUCAUAAAAUUAGAAUUGCUUCAGAAAUUGUCAGAAAUAUUCCUUCCUUUUCGUCAAUGUAUGCAUAA